Anoplopoma fimbria (sablefish) is the source of this 1719-nucleotide messenger RNA. It is a transcript of the gene rnf32, whose product is annotated as ring finger protein 32. The transcript has 8 exons. The coding region runs from base 32 to 1081 and encodes 349 amino acids. Lineage: Eukaryota; Metazoa; Chordata; Actinopteri; Perciformes; Anoplopomatidae. The record is from RefSeq and is a predicted model, not a curated record. Gene Ontology annotation, molecular function: protein binding.
CUGGUGAACGCACCAACACUGCGUUGAUAGGAUGGCAAUGCGGAAGGGUUUGACGUCUAAAGCUGGCAACAAGUUGGUGCUCACCUCGGCCGCCUUUCAAGACCACAUCACACGCAGCCUGCUGCAUCCCAAUUUCCAACUUUCUGACCCUUUUCUGAGAGGCAAAAGAAAAGCGGCCAGAAGAAGAGUGGAGGAAAGGGGUCUGCAGGCACACGAUCAGCAAGAAGAGAGAGAAUAUGUGCUUGAGUCUGCUCCACCUCCUUUAACAUUAGCUCAGAAGUUGGGUUUGGUGGCCAGCCCUGCAGGGAGACUGACGGAGGACGAUUGGACUCAGGUCAAGGCGAGGUCUGUUCAGGAGGGGGACUCAGCACAUCCCUGUGCAAUAUGCAGGGAGGAGUUUUGCCUUCAGUCUCAGGUGUUGCUGUCUUGUUCUCAUGUUUUCCAUAGAGCAUGUUUGCAAGCCUUUGAGAGGUUUUGUGGGAGGAGGUGCUGCCCGAUGUGCAGAAAGGAGCAGUAUGAAACACGGGUGAUCCACGAUGCAGCUCGCCUCUUCAGGCACCAAUGUGCCACCAGAAUUCAAGCAUGCUGGCGAGGCUACCUUGCCCGAAAAAGGUUCCGACAAUUGAGAAAAUCCAUCUGGCCAAAAGACAAACAGCUGCGACGGAAAUUCUUUGAGGCAAAGUUGCAGGAGUUGAAUGACAGCUUUGUCCGAUACUGUCACACCGACACGGAGGCUUUUCUGAGUGAUAUCAACCGCUCCCUGUCAUCAAGCAGACGAGUGUUCCAGCAGCUGGAGAGAAAGCAUGUCUCCGAACCUCAAGAGAGGGACUGGGACCGAAUUCAAAGCCAGGUUGUCCAGAGAGGUGUCUGGGACUGCCCCAUCUGCCUGACUGCAUUGUGUAGCCAAAGCCUCCCAACAGAAGCCGGUACAUCCAGCCAUCAACAACGCAGACCCACAGUGCUUCUGUCCUGUUCCCACAUCUUCCAUCAGCUCUGUCUGGAGGCCUUUGAGACCUUUUCUAUUGAGAGCAGACCUUCCUGUCCCCUGUGCAGAUCUGUAUACCACAAAAAACUCAUCUAACCAGACACUCGCGCACUCUGGAGUUCGCUGGAUGGAUGCUGCAUUUAAGAAUCUCACAGCUCAGCUCAGCUGGCCAACAAGGAAAACACUGAACACCGUCCAAAAAGAAGGGAGAAAAGAAGAGAUGGAGGAGCGAUGAAGAGAGAACAACAGAGGGGAGACUGGUGGAGGAGAGGAGAGUCAACGUCUGAGCGCAUCUCAAUCCCUGGAGGUAAGGGAGGUGAGAGAGGAAUGCUUUCAGGGACUUCAGCCACGUCCCACACGCGUUCUCUUAAGGAUGCAUCAGGAUCAGGCAGAAGCCGCAGGCAGGACGUGCGUCCGCUCAAGCGCACCAGUCCACCUUAACAAGCUGCCCAUGCCCUGCUGAAGGUGUAUUCCCUUUAGAUAGGUCUCUCAAUCAUUUAUAAGACUCAAAUCAUUACCCAUUCAGAUCAUUUAGGGCAAAGGCAAAGCUUGUCACCUCCCUUACUAUCAUCCCUGGUUCCUGCCUCACUGGAAGAGCAAUCCACUGUGUCAGAAGUGAUUUGACAGGAGAAAGAGGACACUGAACUGUGAGCCCAGAUUGGUUUCAUUGAUCCAUGCACAUGCAUGACAUUGCACACUGAAAGUUCCUUACCCAUCCUUGCAAGGGAGAAAAU